AUCUGUCCCCUUUUUGAAGGUUGAGUUUCUUUCGCUUCUCAACCUUUUGUUAGCAUCUAUUACAUGAUGAUACUCAUCUACUUGUGCAAAUGGGGAUUGGAUUCUUGGUCUGAAGGGAGCAGGAGGGUUAAAAUGGUAAAUUAGGUUCAGCAUCUCUACAAUCGUCUACACGCAACUAACCGCCAUUACAAGAACAACAUAGCAGACGUUGCAACAGCGUGAGCCAUGAAAUGUUUUUCUUUGCUCUCUCUCUCUUCAAUGUAUUGAUUUAAUUGUUCAACUGCAUUGAUUCGCUUCAUGAUUCUUCCUCACCCCAACAACGGAACAACCUCCUUCUUCACCCUUCUCCACCAAUCACCUUUUCCUCUCAGGACAAAUGUUGCGCCGAAGCUUCUCGAAGCUCCACCUCAGUCUCAGAGCUCCGGGUUUAGGGUUUCCGACGCGAUCGUUCUCGCGCGACGCCGGGAAGAGGUUCGCGGCAUUGUGGGGGAACGGUGAUUACGGGAGAUUGGGUCUUGGCAACUUGGAUUCGCAAUGGAAACCCGUUGUCUGCCCCGCGUUCCGCAACAAAACCCUAAAUGCCAUUGCUUGUGGCGGUGCUCACACCCUCUUCUUAACAGAGGAUGGAUGCGUUUAUGCUACUGGUCUUAAUGAUUUUGGACAGCUUGGUGUAUCAGAAAGUAAACACUACUCGGUGGAGCCACUUUGUGUUUUUGGAGAGGAGAAGAAAGUUGUGCAGAUCUCUGCUGGUUAUAAUCAUUCUUGUGCGAUUACAGUGGAUGGAGAGCUAUACAUGUGGGGAAAGAACACAAGCGGGCAGCUUGGACUAGGAAAAAGGGCUCCAAACAUAGUGCCUUUGCCAACUAAAGUGGAAUACUUGAAGGGAAUCAACAUUAAAAUGGCAGCUCUGGGUUCAGAGCACUCAGUGGCUAUUAGUGAUGGUGGAGCGGCCUUUAGUUGGGGAAUUGGAGUGUCCGGUAGACUUGGUCAUGGUCAUGAGUCAAGCGUCCUAGGAUUCUUCAAAAGUUACAGUGAGUAUACCCCAAGGCUUAUAAAGGAUCUUGAAGGAAUCAAGGUAAAAUACGUAGCUGCUGGGUUGCUAAAUUCAGCUUGUACUGAUGAAAACGGUUGUGUUUUUGUAUUUGGUGAAAGAGGAAUUGAAAAAUUGCGUUUAAAGGAGAUGAGCGAUGCAACAAAACCAUCCUUGAUCAGUGAACUUCCAUCCUCAAAAGAAGUUGCUUGUGGUGGCUACCACACCUGUGUCCUGACAAAUUCUGGUGAGCUUUAUACUUGGGGUUCAAAUGAAAAUGGCUGCCUUGGUAUUGGUUCCUCAGAUGUCAUUCAUCUACCUGAAAAGGUUCAAGGGCCAUUCUUGAAGUCUUCUGUUAGCCAGGUUUCUUGUGGUUGGAAGCAUACUGCAGCCAUUUCUGAAGGAAGAGUGUUCACGUGGGGCUGGGGAGGUUCCAAUGGGACAUUCUCUGAAGUUGGACAUUCUUCUAGUGGACAAUUGGGUCAUGGAAGUGAUGUGGAUUACAUAAAUCCUACAAGAGUUUGCUUUGGAGAAGAUGUGAAAGCAUUGCAAGUUUCAUGUGGGUUCAAUCAUACAGGUGCUAUACUUGAAUAUGCAUAGGUUGGCUGCUCCAAUAAUUCAUAAUUAUUGGUAAUUCUUCAAGAAAGAUUCAGAAUGUGAUUCAUCUCUUCAUGUAUCUUCUACACAUCACCAUGCAUAUCUUCUAAUCCAGGUGGUUGCAGCAUGCCCCAAUUGAAGCAUAUAUUAUCUAUCUGUUGUAUUAUACCAUUUUUUUUCUCAGGAAUAUAUAUACACACAAAAAUAAAGCUUCCAGAGAUGUACAAUACUUGUGUAAAGAAAGAGCAAAGACAACUGCUUCAAAUAAAUAAUGCAAGGGAAUGACAGCAGAGAAUGAGAUAAGGGGGAAAUUGUUCCUAGGUUUAUUAUUAUUUUUGGUUAGCUGAGUUAAUACUACUUACUACAGAAACAGGUAAAUGCUUAUGUCAUUUGCUCUUCUUCUAGAAUUAUUUAAAGUAACUCGUCAGUUGGCGUUGCAAUUAUAUGAGCCUAUAUGUCUUGCUAUUUGUCA
This is a messenger RNA of Glycine soja, 2099 nucleotides long. RefSeq names its product ultraviolet-B receptor UVR8. The transcript is spliced from 15 exons. The coding region runs from base 377 to 1630 and encodes 417 amino acids. NCBI's taxonomy places the organism in Eukaryota, Viridiplantae, Streptophyta, Magnoliopsida, Fabales, Fabaceae. The record is from RefSeq and is a predicted model, not a curated record.